CUUCUUCUUCUACUGCUUCUUCUUCUUCUACUGCUUCUUCUUCUACUGCUUCUUCUACUACUGCUGCUCCUUCUACAGCUGCUUCUCCUUCUACAGCUGCUUCUCCUUCUCCUACUGCUUCUUCUUCUUCUUCUACUGCUUCUUCUUCUUCUUCUUCUACUGCUUCUUCUUCUACUGCUUCUUCUUCUACUGCUUCUUUGCCUUCCUCUUCUACUGCUUCUUCAUCUUCUACUCUUCUUCUACUGCUUCUUCUUCUUCUACUACUGCUGCUCCUUCUUCUUCUACAGCUGCUUCUCCUUCUCCUACUGCUUCUUCUUCUUCUACUGCUUCUUCUUCUUCUUCUACUGCUUCUUCUUCUUCUUCUUCUACUUCUUCUUCUUCUACUGCUGCUGCUUCUUCUUCUGCUGCUGCUUCUUCUUCUCUGCUUCUCCUUCUCCUACUCUUCUUCUUCUACUGCUUCUUCUUCUUCUACUGCUUCUUCUUCUCCUGCUUCUUCUACUACUGCUGCUCCUUCUACAGCUGCUUCUCCUUCUACAGCUGCUUCUCCUUCUCCUACUGCUUCUUCUUCUUCUUCUACUGCUUCUUCUUCUUCUUCUACUGCUUCUUCUUCUUCUGCUUCUUCUUCUACUGCUUCUUUGCCUUCCUCUUCUACUGCUUCUUCUUCUUCUACUCUUCUUCUUCUACUGCUUCUUCUUCUUCUACUGCUUCUUCUUCUACUGCUUCUUCUACUACUUGCUUCUUCUACAGCUGCUUCUCCUUCUACAGCUGCUUCUCCUUCUCCUACUGCUUCUUCUUCUUCUUCUACUACUUCUUCUUCUUCUUCUUCUACUGCUUCUUCUUCUACUGCUUCUUCUUCUACUGCUUCUUUGCCUUCCUCUUCUACUGCUUCUUCAUCUUCUACUGCUUCUUCUUAUUCUACUGCUUCUUCUUCUACUGCUUCUUCUUCUUCUACUGCUUCUUCUUCUUCUGCUGCUUCUUCUUCUUCUGCUCUUCUUCUUCCUUCUUCUUCUACUGCAACUUCUUCUUCUACUGCUUCUUCUUCUACUGCUUCUUCUUCUUCUACUACUGCUGCUCCUUCUUCUUCUACAGCUGCUUCUCCUUCUCCUACUGCUUCUUCUUCUUCUACUGCUUCUUAUUCUUCUUCUACUGCUUCUUCUUCUUCUUCUACUGCUUCUUCUUCUUCUACUGCUUCUUCUUCUUCUUCUUCUACUGCUUCUUCUUCUACUGCUUCUUCUUCUUCUACUGCUGCUCAUUCUUCUUCUACAGCUGCUUCUCCUUCUCCUACUGCUACUUCUUCUUCUACUGCUUCUUUGCCUUCUUCUUCUACUGCUUCUUCUUCUACUGCUUCUUCUUCUUCUACU
This is a messenger RNA of Oncorhynchus masou masou (cherry salmon), 1361 nucleotides long. RefSeq names its product NADH-ubiquinone oxidoreductase chain 5-like. Gene Ontology annotation, cellular component: membrane. The annotation marks the transcript as partial. Lineage: Eukaryota; Metazoa; Chordata; Actinopteri; Salmoniformes; Salmonidae. The transcript is spliced from 7 exons. The record is from RefSeq and is a predicted model, not a curated record.